GUACAUAAAACCCGAAGCUUUGCAGCAGCAGUUUGUGCUGCGGCAGCGGCCCCGGAAGUGUUUGUAAAACGGUUAAAAGCCAGUUGACGUAGGCUAGCUAACGUUAGCUGUCAGCCGGGUUCAGUCAUUGUGCAAGGAUGGAGGUGACACGCCGAAAUUUUAAAGAUUGUUUAAACGCGGUGUACAGCGCGAUAGAGGAAGCUGACUUCCUUGCCAUCGAUGGGGAAUUUUCAGGGAUAAGCGACGGUCCUAAUGUCAGUGCACUAACCAACGGGUUGGACACACCGGAGGAACGAUACACGAAGCUUAAAAAGCACUCAAUGGACUUUCUGCUCUUUCAAUUUGGAUUAUGCACAUUCAAGUACGACUCGACAAAGUCAAAAUAUAUUAUAAAGCCUUUUAAUUUUUAUAUAUUCCCGAAACCAUUCAACAGGACGUCGCCUGACAUUAAGUUCAUCUGUCAAAGUUCCAGUAUUGACUUCCUGGCCAGUCAGGGGUUUGACUUCAACAAGGUGUUCUGUGAUGGAAUCCCAUACCUGAAUCAAGAAGAGGAAGCCCAGCUGAGGGAGCAGACCGAGGAGAGGAGAAAUCAACAUGCAAACGGUGUCGGGACCCCAUCCUACAUCUCCCCAUCCUCUUCCAAGGGCCCUGCACACGUACCUGACGAACAUAAAGAUUUCAUCAACAGGGUCAUAGAAAAAGUUGAGGGCCUCUUCACUAACUCAGAGAAGACUUUGGACUUGGAGCCAUGUACUGGGUUUCAGAGAAAGCUGAUAUACCAGACACUGAACUGGAAGUUUCCCAAGGGGCUUCAUGUGGAAACCAUUGAAACAGAAAAGAAGGAGCGAUACAUCCAGGUCAGCAAAGUCGAUGAAGAGGAGAGGAAGAGGAGGGAACAGCAGAAACUGGAGAGGGAGCAGGAGGAGCUAAAUGAUGCAGUCGGCUUCUCCAGGGUCAUCCAUGCAAUCUCUAAAUCUGGAAAACUUGUGGUUGGCCACAACAUGCUGCUGGACGUGAUGCACACCAUCCAUCAGUUCUACUGCCCUCUGCCAGAGGAUCUUCAAGACUUUAAAGAGGUUACAAUGUGUGUUUUUCCAAGACUUCUGGACACAAAGUUGAUGGCUUCCACUCAGCCUUUCAAGGAGCUGAUCACUAACACUUCUCUGGCAGAGUUGGAGAAACAGCUGAAGGAGAACCCUUUCAAGUCACCACAAGUUGAAACGGCAGCCGGGUUCCCCAGUUAUGACACGGCUCAGGAACAGCUCCACGAGGCUGGUUAUGACGCCUACAUCACUGGCCUCUGUUUCAUCUCAAUGGCCAACUACCUGGGCUCUUUCUUGACUCCUCCCAAAGCGUACAUCUCAGCUCGCUCCAAACUAAUCGAGCCUUUCUUCAACAAGCUCUUCCUGAUGAGGAUAAUCGAUAUUCCCUACCUCAACAUCACAGGACCAGAUUUGCAGCCUAAAAGAGACCAUGUCCUGUAUGUCACCUUCCCCAAAGAAUGGAAGACUAGUGACCUCUACCAGCUGUUCAGUGCCUUUGGAAACAUCCAGGUUUCAUGGAUUGAUGACACAUCAGCAUUUGUGUCCUUAAGUCAGACAGACCAGGUACAGAUAGCUAUGAACACCAGCCGCUAUGCAGAGAGUUACAGGAUCCAGACGUAUGCCGAGUACAUCCAGAGUAAGCAGGACAAGGAGAAGUCUGGCCAGACGGCCAAAAGUUGGGGGGAGGAUGGCUGGGUGAAAUCUCACUACACCUCCUCCACUACUUCUACUGGUUUUGGAUAUCCCAGGGGUUUGAGGAAACGUAGCAUCAGUCCUGUUCAGGGAGAGCAGGGGACCGGAGACGCUCCAAUUACAGAUGGCUGGAGUCACUACUCGUACCCGGAUAGCGCAGGCAGCAAGAAGAUGAAAACCGAUGACAUAAGUGGAAAGGCAAAUUCAGACGCUGUGGAGAGCAAGACCUCCGAAGGAUGGUUAAAGACGGCAGAUUCAUCAGAUUCAGCAGAGCUGAGUCCGAUCCCUGAUGAUGAGGAUCAAAGCCCCGAGGGCACCACUGAUCCAGCCAGUAAUGCUGAGGGGACUGUCACCUGGGAACAAGCCGCAAUGAAGAGGAAAGGUCAAAAGAGCAAGAAAAAGAAAUCUGAAGGUGCUGAAUCGACAGCGUCGCUGUUUGAGGUCCCAGAAGUCUGGUAGCGAUGGGUGAGGCGUGGAGAGGCCACUGUCCCACACUGAAGCUCCUGCUCUGAGUCUCAACAUCAGCACUUGGGGUACUCUCCUGUAAGGUUGUACAUCGCGGGGAGUGGUGCACACCCUCAGUCCAUUCGUUCACACUCAACAGCUGUGGAUACCGAGUCCAGAGCUACCAGCCAAGCUACAUGACUGGACUAUUGAAAGAGAGAACACAAGCCAUAACGACAGCUGCCAUAUUUUGAUCUUGUGCCAGAGGAGCAGGCAACUCUUCUAGGCAAACACACACACACACACACACACAGAUACACACGACUACACUCUUAAGAAAUAAACUCCAGAAAUGUUGAUCUAUUCUGUGUUCAGACUGGAAUCUGCCACCACAGCCAUGCUAUCAUUUUGAAAUAAUUCAUUAAUUUUAAUGACGGGUCACCUUCAAUCGGUCUCAUUUUGUGAGCGUGGGUCGUGUGUGAGUGUGUGCAUGUGAAGGAGACACAUUUUCUCCAGUCUUUGUAUCCCUGUGAACCCAUUUCCUAAGUCGUGAGACAAAAUACCACUCGACAGGUCCUGUAGUUUACAAUGUCUGGGUUAUUUAGUAUUUUAAUGCAGUCAAAUAUUUUUUCCAUUUUUUUUUUUUAAAAAAAGAAAGGUUAACUUCCCCAGUUUUAUCAAACACAUAUGAGCUUCUCAAUGAUGAUGUGAUGUUUAUAAUUGGUGUCAUUUUGAUCCUUUCAUGAGAGAUUGUGCUUUUUUUUGUACAAAACUGUUUUUCUUUACUUCUUCUGUGUUCGUUUUGUAACUGUGUCAACCCGCAACAAUGUCGAGGUAUGUUCACUUGCAAAAGGUGUAAACGUUAAGAUGACGUGUACAUUUUUGUAUAAGAUAAAAGUUUAAAAAUCUCAUAUUUCCUUGAAAAGGGGAAAAAAUUAAAGAAUGUUUCUUAGUA
Molecule: messenger RNA, 3135 nt
Organism: Scatophagus argus
Lineage: Eukaryota; Metazoa; Chordata; Actinopteri; Scatophagidae
Gene: parn
Product: poly(A)-specific ribonuclease (deadenylation nuclease)
Exons: 26
Coding region: 138-2195 (685 amino acids)
Biological process (GO): nuclear-transcribed mRNA poly(A) tail shortening
Cellular component (GO): cytoplasm; nucleus
Molecular function (GO): RNA binding; poly(A)-specific ribonuclease activity; metal ion binding
Source: RefSeq, a predicted model, not a curated record